Messenger RNA from Pangasianodon hypophthalmus (striped catfish), 1581 nucleotides. It is a transcript of the gene clmpa, whose product is annotated as CXADR-like membrane protein. The record is from RefSeq and is a predicted model, not a curated record. Lineage: Eukaryota; Metazoa; Chordata; Actinopteri; Siluriformes; Pangasiidae. Gene Ontology annotation, cellular component: cell surface; cytoplasmic microtubule; membrane.
GUGUACUGCAUGUGUGUUUUAACGGGAGCGCACGCGAGGCAGGACGGAGCAGCGCAUCCGCCUCGGAGAGGAGAGGAGAGGAGAGAAGCGCAGCGGAACUUUCACGCUUUCACGUCGUUCUGGCUCUUUUUGACGGAGAGGAUGCUCAGAGGACGCAGCGGCGUUUCCCGAAGUCGCGCGCUUGCACUAACUGAGCUCUGAUACGGUUUUUAAUGAACCGGGCUCGUCCUGAGCGCGCGAUCACAGCAGGUCUUCUCCGGGACUCUCGCGAUGUCCGCAACCUCUGAGUCCCUGCUGCUGCUGCUGCUGCUUCUGGUGUUGGGUGUAUUGCGUGUGAGUGGGCAGACGGAGAUGAAGCGAGUGGUGGGCGAUAACGCCACGCUGCCAUGUCACCAUCAGCUUUGGCAUGCCGAUACCUCACUGCUGGACAUCGAGUGGCUGCUGGUGAAACCCAACGCCAAGCAGAAAGCGGUAAUCACCUACUUUGCAGGCCGGAUCUACGACCCGAGCGAGGGCGAGGCAGGCAGGUUGUCACUAGCGGGCGAUUAUCUGAAGGGCGAUGCCUCACUGAUGAUCAGCGACCUUUCACUCACAGACUCGGGGGAGUACAGCUGCAAGGUGAAGAACGGAGGGAAGUACUAUUGGAACACAGUCAACCUCAUCGUCCUCGUUAAACCGUCGAAGCCUCGCUGCUGGAUGGAGGGACAGCUGUUGGAGGGCAGUGACGUGAAGAUGAGCUGUAAAUCUACAGACGGAUCUGAUCCCAUCCAUUACAAAUGGGAGAGAGUGCUGGACAAGGGCAGAUAUGUGGGGAAACUACCACCUCUCGCUCUCCUGGACCUGAAGAACCCGGAGAUCGUGACUCUAAGAAACCUGAGCCGAGAGAGUGCGGGCGUCUACAAGUGCACAGCCAGCAACGAUGUGGGAGAGGAGAGCUGCACCAUGGAGGUCAAAAUUCACUAUGUUCGAGGUAUGGGAGUGAUGGCCGGUGCUGUGGUGGGCGUGUCCUUGGGUGUGCUAAUCCUCAUUCUCAUCAUUUGGCUGGUGUUCCGCAAGAAGGAAAAGAAGAAGUAUGAAGAAGAGGAGACGCCCAAUGAGAUCAGGGAGGAUGCUGAAGCUCCCAAGGCCAAGCUGAUGAAACCCAACUCUCUCUCCUCCUCCCGUUCAGGAAGUUCUCGAUCAGGCACCUCCUCCACCCAGUCCAUGGUUCCCAGCGGCGCACCACGUGCCCACAAACCUCACCCGCCCCCUCCCUCGAUGGGGCCUCUGAAAGACAGCGUCCAGCCUUCGACGUUGCCAGCCGUGCCCCCGGCGUACACGCAGGUGCCCCCGAAGCUCCCAGAGCCCCACAGCAGCCCCAAACUAAGCCCAGGCAACCUGGCACGGAUGGGCGCCAUGCCGGUGAUGAUCCCGGCCCAAACCAAGGCCUUCCAGACUGUCUAGAGAUACAUAGACAUCAUCACACACACGCACAUACACACAUAUACCUGUAUACUGAUUUACUCCGGGGACAGCUGUCUGACACGCAUGAGCACCACGGCAGCGAUGAUGCGUCCUGGUCGUCUGAAAGUCAAAACCAAA